Messenger RNA from Episyrphus balteatus (marmalade hoverfly), 1738 nucleotides. RefSeq lists its product as uncharacterized. The transcript has 9 exons. Gene Ontology annotation, biological process: mesoderm morphogenesis. The record is from RefSeq and is a predicted model, not a curated record. Gene Ontology annotation, cellular component: extracellular region. Gene Ontology annotation, molecular function: growth factor activity; heparin binding. The coding region runs from base 599 to 1474 and encodes 291 amino acids. Lineage: Eukaryota; Metazoa; Arthropoda; Insecta; Diptera; Syrphidae.
UAUCAAGCGGAUUCAGUUCGACUUCAGCUCUCCGAUUGAUGUUGUUUGUUCGUUGUCGUCUCGCCAUAAGCCAUCGUCGUCGCCAUAUCGUUUCGUUGUAGUUGCGUUUUUAUCGUAGUCGAGAAAAAGAGCAUUUCCUGUCCUGUGUUUUUUAUAAUAUAGUUCGUUUUUGUUCGGUCUUUCUUGAGUGUCAAGUAGUUUUAUGGAUACAUUUUCAGUCCAAAUAUAAAUAAUAUUAUUAGGUACGCGCCCGCGCACAUUAGAAUCCGAUUCCCGACAUUCGAGUGCGAGUGAGUGUGUUUAAUUGACAUUGUCAAACAGAAACGAGUAGCGAGUGUAUAUCCUGCUCGAUAGUGGAAAAGUGGAAUAAUACACCACACACAGAAUCCUUGUUGUCAUAGCAGCUUCUCAAUUCUCCAAUUCAAACUUCUAUCCUUUUUUUCUUGUUUCAAAGCAAGACAAACAUCAAAUCGAAGCAGCAGAUUUUCGUCAUACCAGCGAUUGAUAGAAGAGAUUUUUGUCAUCCCAGCGAUUGAUAGACGAGAAACUCUUUGAAAAUAUUUUUUUUUUCAAAAUCACAAACAUACAAUCUUAAGAAAUGAAUCUCAUCGCAGCUGUUAGCAUUUUACUGGUCACCAUUCUGACGUUCCAGACGACAGUGAUAAAUGGAGCUAAAAGCUUGGCCGAACACAAACAACAUUCAUCGUCCAAAGACCAUUUGGCAUUAAAUCCAGCAGCAGUCUCUGAUGGCGACAGUCUUGUUCGCAAAGGUCGUGGAGCAAAAUCCUCCAAUCAAGGAUCUGAAACUGUCAGUGGUGUUGGUAAGCGGGGCAAAAAUAGUAAAAAACUUAACAAAAGCACGCACUUAGAAAAUUCUAACGCACCAGCUACAUCUGCACAAAGCAUGUCCUCAGAUACAAUCAAUGAAGAACGAACAAAACUACCGCAGCAUGAGCAAAAGUCUACAUCGUCAUCAUCAUCAUCAUCCUCAUCUUCGGGACAUCAGCAUAAUAACAAGCCUAAACAAAGGCAAAUGCUAAAGGCUCAACAACAUCAGACACAUGUCAAACGUGGAGGAGGUAAUGCCAAGUCGGCAAUGGGCGAAAAGAAGUCUGAGGAACAAAAACAAACUUCAUGCCGUUAUUCAAAAAGUGCUUGGACUGAAUGUGAUACUAAAACCAAUUCACGAUCAAGAACAUUGACUUUGAAGAAAGGUGAAUCUAGCUGUCAACAGACAAGGACUAUUCAGAAGAAAUGCAAAAAAGCUUGCCGUUAUGAAAAAGGUGCCUGGACUGAAUGCACAUCCGGCCAAAUGACACGACAAGACAAACUUAAAACUACCAGCGAUGCAACCUGUGAGCCAGUUCGUGCAAUCAACAAGAAAUGCAAUCCCAGUGGUGGUAAGCCCAAGGAUAAAGGCAACAAAGAACGUAAAAACAAGGACAAAAGUUCCCGUAAGGCAGCAGCUGCUUAAAUUUAUCUAGAUCCUGAGAAUCAAUCAUGAAAAAUUCUCAUAACAAAAAAAAAAUCAAAUAAAAAAAUCUUUAUAAUAUAGUUUUUAGUCUAAGAAUUAUAUUAUAAUAUAACAACAAAUAAUAAUUAUUCUUCUAUACAGUAAAAUGAUUUCAUAUAAAAUUUUAAAAUCAUACAAAAAAAAAUUCAAAAAAAGAAAACUUAAUUAUUUUUUAAAAACCAGUAUACUGUCUUCAUGUUUUAUGAAAAAAAAAAAUAUUGUAAU